CACACUCCAAGUUUCUGUAUCAUCUUCAUCUCCCAACAAGAUCCCCAUUUAUUUCUCAAUUCUGUGGGGCAAUGGCAAUGCCUUCUCAUGUCCGAAUUCCGUGACAGUGAAAUGGAAUAGCUGCUUGAAAUUGGCAUCAACUAAACGAAUAUUCCACCAGAAAUGAGACUCGACAAGCACGAGGAUGCUCGCCGUGCCCUGGUUCUUGCUUUCUUGGCGUUCUCGAGCUUGGCUUCGGAGCCCGUCGAUGGCGGGACUACGAGCGCCUUCGUUAGGAGCGCUAACCUGUCAUUGGAUAUGCCGCUGUGGAGCGACGUGUUCCGGGUCCCUCCGGGCUAUAAUGCACCUCAGCAGGUCCAUAUAACACAAGGAGAUUAUGUGGGAAAAGGCGUGAUCGUGUCUUGGAUUACUCCUGAUGAACCGGGAUCGAACACGGUCCUCUACUGGGCCGAGAACAGCACGGCCAAGAGCCAAGCCGAAGGCAUCGUCGUGACCUACAAGUACUACAACUACACCUCGGGUUACAUCCAUCAUUGCACCAUCGAUAACUUGGAGUAUGACACCAAGUACUACUAUGAGGUCGGUAUCGGGAACACGACACGGACAUUCUGGUUCAUAACUCCUCCAGGGAUCGGCCCCGAUAUUCCCUACAAGUUUGGCUUGAUAGGGGAUCUCGGUCAAACUUACGAUUCGAACAGAACGCUCACCCAUUACGAAUUGAACCCUGCAAAAGGACAGACAAUGUUGUUCGUAGGAGACUUGUCCUAUGCAGAUGAUUACCCGUUCCAUGACAAUGUCAGAUGGGACACCUGGGGGAGGUUCAUCGAGAGGAAUGCAGCUUACCAACCUUGGAUUUGGACUGCUGGGAAUCACGAAAUCGACUUUGAUCCAGAAAUUGGGGAAGACAAACCGUUCAAACCUUACACCCACAGAUUUCACGUGCCAUAUAAAGCAUCCUGGAGCACAGCGCCCUUCUGGUAUUCCAUCAAGAGGGCUUCGGCGCAUAUCAUCGUUAUGGCUUCUUACUCUGCAUUUGGGAAGUACACGCCUCAGUACAAGUGGCUGGAAGCAGAGCUGGCGAGGGUGAACCGGACCGAGACGCCAUGGCUCAUAGUGCUCAUGCACUCCCCGAUGUACAACAGCUAUGUGAAACAUUACAUGGAGGGCGAGACGAUGAGGGUGAUGUACGAGUCAUGGUUCGUGGAGUACAAGGUCGAUGUUGUCUUUGCUGGUCAUGUUCACGCCUACGAACGAUCUGAACGAGUGUCAAACAUUGCCUACAACAUCACCAACGGCAGGUGCACACCUAUAAGGGAUGAAUCAGCCCCCAUUUACGUAACCAUUGGAGAUGGAGGAAAUUGCGAAGGAUUGGCAACAGAGUUUACAGAGCCACAACCCAGCUACUCAGCCUUCAGAGAGCCGAGCUUCGGGCACGGGAUGCUGGAAAUAAAGAACAGGACUCAUGCCUUCUUCAGUUGGCACCGGAACGAGGAUGGGUACGCUGUGGAAGCCGAUUCAGUAUGGUUGUACAACAGAUACUGGAACUCCCUGAAAGAGCCAUUCCGAUAUAAGGAUUGCCUCACACUUGACCUCAAAAAUAUUUUUCCCGACUCAUAAUAUUCUUUCCCAAGUCAUUUUCUCCUUGUAUAUCAAUAUCUCACUUCCAAAUUUUUUGGAAGAAAGAAAAACGGCUUCGAACAAGCAGCAGCAGCAGCAGCAGAAGAAGAAGAAGAAAGUCGACGACGAGAAAACAAUUACCAUAUUGAGAAAUCAAAUAUUUUCCUCAACAGAUAACGUAAUUUGCAGCUGUAUUACGCAUGAUAUCGUACUUAGAUUUAUAUAUUGUUGAUGAUUUGGCAGGC
Punica granatum (pomegranate) is the source of this 1862-nucleotide messenger RNA. The record is from RefSeq and is a predicted model, not a curated record. NCBI's taxonomy places the organism in Eukaryota, Viridiplantae, Streptophyta, Magnoliopsida, Myrtales, Lythraceae.